This is a messenger RNA of Penicillium waksmanii, 2181 nucleotides long. RefSeq lists its product as uncharacterized. The coding region runs from base 1 to 2181 and encodes 726 amino acids. The transcript has 2 exons. NCBI's taxonomy places the organism in Eukaryota, Fungi, Ascomycota, Eurotiomycetes, Eurotiales, Aspergillaceae. The record is from RefSeq and is a predicted model, not a curated record. Gene Ontology annotation, molecular function: protein dimerization activity.
AUGCGUACGCGGCAGAAACGCCUCAACUACCGAGUUCUGAAUGAUGAGAGCGAUGACGAGUCUUUGCCUGAGGAUCAAAUUGACCAAUCAAGCGAAUCAAGCGAGCCACCGAGCAAUCUCCCACGUACUCUCCCAACCUGUCAAAAAGAUGUGGUAAUCCUCACCAACAUACCAGAUUGUGAGCUCCUACCUUCCGAGUCUGUAUCACAAGUGCUAGUAUCGCAAGAGAGCUCAACAGAUGCUGGUACUUCAAUCACAAGCCACAUAUCCUCUCAAUGGUGCAAACGACCAGCGCCGGCUACAGAGUGGAUCUGGGGGUACUUCGAGAGUACAGCCGUUGAUUGUCCAUGGGUUAUCAAGAGGACCAACAAGAGGAGGCUGGUCGACCGAGAGAUUUGCUGCAUGCAUGUAGAUGAGAAAACGGGAACACGCUGUGACUGGCAUACGUCAGAUUCCCAGCGGCAAAAUACAACCAGCAACAUGAAAACCCACUUGGUAAAGCAUGGCAUUUACUGUCCGACCUCCAGUAUACAGCCAGCGAAGAAGGGACCAGACAUUCGGAGUUUUAUGGGUGGUAAACAGAGUCUCACCCAUCAAGAGGUCUUGGAAAGGAAUACCAUUCGCUGGAUUGUGACUGAUAUGAAAGCUUUCGCCACUGUUGAGUCUCCAGAGUUCCAACAAAUGUUCCGAGACAUUCCUGGGAUUGAGCCUCCUUUCACUUCUCACCACACCUUGCGGGAUCGGAUUAUGCAAGAGUUCGCCAUACAGCGCACUAACCUGAAGACUGAGCUGACUUUGGCUUGCAAAACCAUUGCCUUAUCACUGGAUAUCUGGACAAGCCAGAACCAUCUUCCUAUCUUAGGGAUAAUUGGUCAUUGGCUGACUGACGAAUUUGAGUACCGCGAGAAAUUACUCGAGUUCGCCGAACUCCAGGGCAUUCAUAGUGGCGAAAAUCUGGCAAUUGCAGUGGAAAAUAUGCUUAUCGAGUUGAGUCUCGAGGACAAGCUCAUUUCCAUUACAGGCGACAACGCCAGUAACAAUGAGGCCAUGGCCUCGGAGUUAUACUUCUCCCUUUCCGACCGACCUAGGGUGGAAGACGCAAUGCAAGCACCACUUUAUCGAGGUCUUGACAGCUACAUCCGCUGCCUGGCUCAUGUCCUCAAUCUGAUUGCGAAAGAUAUCCUCCGUAACCUGGGGUCAGGGACGAUGGAACAAGCGCAAGUUGCCUGUGACCGUUUACAGACUGGUGACUCGAUCACCGAUCAGUCAGCUAUAGGGAGAUUACGGGUCUUCGCUCUUUGGAUUAACCGAAGUCCUCAGCGCCGACAGAAAUGGAAGGAGAUUUGCAGACUCAACAAUCUUCCAGACAAGCAACAAGUCAACAAGUUCCUAACCCUUCAGGAGGAACUCCCGCCGUUCACUCUCCAAGAUUGGUCACGACUGGAGCAGAUUCACACAGUACUCCACAAGUUCAAUGAGCUUACUUUGUUCAUUUCGAAACGCAAUCCACAAAUCAGCCUCGCAGUCCCAAUUUACUAUGAGCUACACGAAUUGCUUGAUGACGUGAUGGAGGGCAAUGGUGACUUCACAACACUGGAUCGGGAUAUCAUAGCUGCAGUGAAAGAAGGAAUGAAGAAAUACGAAAAGUACUAUUCUAUUAUGGAUGACUGUGAUACCUAUUACCCUGCCCUUGUCUUGGAUCCCCGAGUCAAAGGCGAAAUGGUCUUACGGGAACUUCAAGAUAGCAAUGCCGGGACAAUGAUUCUGGAGACGAUCCGCACCAAUCUACAUCAGGUCUACGCGGCUGGUAAACCGGAGCAUGAUGCCGCUGCAUCAAGAUCGUCUUCCUUGCAGCAUAGUGAUGUGGAGUCUAGAAUGCUGAAGAAGUUGCAGGCGCGAGACCCACCGCUCUCAGAUAUUGAUAAGUACUUUGACACCCCUCCGAUCAGCGUCGCAGAUACUACCGGCCAGAACUGGCUCUGCAAUUGGUGGAAGAUGCACAAGGGCGAGUAUCCGCGGAUUGCAGCAGCAGCCAGGGACUAUCUAGCGAUUCCAGCCUCUGAAGUUGCUGUUGAGAGAGUGUUUAGUACAGCGAGGGAUGUGCUAGGCAUCCCGAGAUAUUCUUUGAAUGGGGAUACCAUUAGAAUGCUGAUGUUGAGUUGCGAUGGGUAUAAGUGGUAG